Molecule: messenger RNA, 1557 nt
Organism: Penicillium subrubescens
Lineage: Eukaryota; Fungi; Ascomycota; Eurotiomycetes; Eurotiales; Aspergillaceae
Product: senescence-associated domain-containing protein
Exons: 2
Coding region: 1-1557 (518 amino acids)
Biological process (GO): cell division
Cellular component (GO): plasma membrane
Source: RefSeq, a predicted model, not a curated record
AUGUCGGGCGCUAUACACGACCCCAGGUUGCUCUACAGCGUCAGCAAUAUCCGCGCUUUUCACAUCCAGGAUGGUGAAGAGCACGAGUUGACGCCGUCAGGCCCGCAAACCCUUUCACUCCUUAUGGUCCCUACUGCUACAUCGGCGCCAACUCCUCCAUAUGCCGCCGGUGCGGGCACACAGACUCCCGAGGAGGACUUUUACCUUCAUCUUUACCUUCCUCCGGAGCUGGAUCUUGCAUUGCCCGCUACCACCCAGAUCUUCCAUCAACCGCCCGAUAGCUACCUGAUCCCUCGAUGGGAUCUGGCUCCCGACGCAGGCGCCUUCAUUCGCAUCCAGUUUCCAAGCAUUGGCAGCGGCCCGAACAAUGUCACCCAAGAUGACAUCGAUACCUUCGAGACGAUCCUCGCGCAAUGUACUGCAUUCCUUGACCGUGCUCCCACACCGAGCGGCAAGUCGGAUGGUCUCGCUGCCUAUAACCCGGCCGACUAUGCGCCGGGCGAGGGGUAUGUCGGGACUGGAGACAACAAGGGUGACAAACUGCACGGCAAGAUCGUGCUAGUGGAUGAGGAGGAUGGCAGUGUUGUUGGUGAAUUGGGUGAUGGGUACAAUGUGGUGGAGGAUCCGGACGUGAAACCUGGAUCUAAACGCCCCGUUGGAAUUGAACUUCCUGCCGAAGGCGAGGGCAACAAGGUCAGCGUGACCAACGUUUCCGAAGAAUACUUGGAAAUGGCACGGCAUCCCGCAUAUCAGAAUUCAACCAUUGUCCAAACCUCGGCCACCGCAUCUCGUCUUAUUGUCACCACAUCCUCAUACAUCUCCAACGCCAUCACCAGCGGCGCCGAGAAUUUCAUGAAAAAGACCAAGCCCAACCCCAAGCCUGUGACUUUCUCCGAUGCCACUCACGCCCGUAUCCGCAAGGUCGGCACAUUCUCCAACGGCGCAGCAGACCUUUCAUCUCGCACCCUGGGCCAAGUGGAGCGGGUAGCGCAGAACAUUGGCGCUUCGCUAGCACGCAAGGAUGCCAAGCCUCGCAGCGCUAACAAACACCACCCCCCGCCAGACUACAAGCCAGGCGUGCUGAACAAGUCGAUGAUCGCCUUCUCAACGUUGGCAGAUGGUAUCCAGGAAAGUGCGCGCACCAUGUUGAUGACCGGCUCGGCGGCCGCCACCACAAUUAUCCAACACCGCUACGGCUCCGAAGCUGGCCACGUCGCGAACAACCUGACUGGCGGCAUCAAGAACGUUGGUCUCGUGUACAUUGACGCCACGGGCGUUAGCCGUCGCGCGCUGCUCAAGUCCGUGGCUAAGGGUAUGGUGGUUGGACGUAUGCGCGAUGGAAAGCAGGUGGUUGUUGGCGCUGGCGAUGGCGGCCAGUUACCCCAAGGCGUUGGAAUCAAUGCCGAGGCAGGACCUUCUGGUUCUGGUGGGUUUGGAGCCCGGGACCCGGUUGUGCGACGUGCCUCGCCGACCCCAACGCCGCCGCCCGCAUAUGGUGCAUCAGGAGGUGUAUCGCUAGGCGGUACGCCCAGGUCAGGGUCAGGAGCAAAGCGGUAA